AUGACCAGCUAUAGUUUACCUCAGUUUCCCGAUUACAAAGUGACGGUCUCGUUGUUUGAAGAUGUUUCCAACGCUGCAGAACUGCGGUCAAACGUGGCAGAGAUUCCUUUUGCAUUGAUCGAUGCUAGAUUGAUUUGUUCGAGUGAACAGUUAUACUCUGCUAUAUAUCGAGCUCUUGUCGAAACGACUUACAAUAGGAUGCGGACCAAGAGUUUGCAUUCGGAGUGUCUUCUGUGCUUGUCACCUUCUUCUAAUAUAGGCGAAGCUUUCCAGACUUUCGGUAUUAGAGAUGACUGCCAAGUGGUUAUUGGCGUUCAGAUCUUGGGACCAAAGGAUCCAGGUUCUACGCAGCAAAUUAGAGAUUUUGUUCAGGGGACUGAAGUUGAAUGUUGUGAUGAGAAUAUUCAAAAGCACUACAACGAAGAUACGAUAAGAAAGUAUGUUAACCGCCUAUUGUGGGUUAUUUUCGAUAAUGCAGUAUUUUUACUGACUUAUCCUUGUAAAAUGCAGGUAUACAAAUUGAACCAGAAAUUUCGGCCGGAGACCAUGGAAGGGCUAUCGAGAGCCCUGGUCAAUGCUAUUCAAUUAAGAGGUUUGUAA
This is a messenger RNA of Torulaspora delbrueckii, 600 nucleotides long. RefSeq names its product Cgi121p (gene CGI121). NCBI's taxonomy places the organism in Eukaryota, Fungi, Ascomycota, Saccharomycetes, Saccharomycetales, Saccharomycetaceae. The transcript has a single exon. Bases 1 to 600 code for a protein of 199 amino acids. Gene Ontology annotation, biological process: tRNA threonylcarbamoyladenosine modification; telomere maintenance via recombination. Gene Ontology annotation, cellular component: EKC/KEOPS complex; nucleus; cytosol. The record is from RefSeq and is a predicted model, not a curated record.